UCACACACCAACACACCUGCAGCAGCAGGCAGAGACAGAGAAACAGAGAAAGCAAAUGGAAAGUGACGACGACUACCCUCCUGACCUGGUGCCCGCGCAGGAGUUGUUUUCGCUGAGCUCAAACGAUACGCUACCAGAGGACACAAGCUCAUCACAGCCUACACCCGUUGCAGAGGUUGCCGUAGGGGUAGAGAGGCCAUCAACAGCACCAGGAGCUGUGCCGGUAACGAUCGUAACAGGCUUCCUGGGAGCAGGAAAGACGACCCUGCUCAAUUACAUACUCACCCAGGACCAUGGUCGACGCAUCGCGGUGAUUGAGAACGAGGUUGGAGACAGCAUGGACAUCGAGUCGCUUAUCGCGAAGGAUGGCGCCGACGGAUCGGUCUUGGCGGACAACCUUUUCGAGCUCAGGAACGGUUGUAUUUGCUGCGCGGUCAAGGACGACCUCGUCACCACCCUGGAGAUGUUGCUUCAACGAAGGAACAAGUUCGACUACAUCAUCAUCGAGACUACAGGCCUCGCCAACCCGGGUCCUGUAGCGAGUGUUUUUUGGCUUGACGAGGCCUUGGAAAGCGCUCUGCGGCUCGACAGCAUAGUCACCUUGGUGGACGCCAAGAAUUUUGUGCGACAGCUGCAGCGCGUUCCGGGUGAGGGAGCCGAGGCCGGCGCGGAGGGAGAGGAGCAGUCCGGGACACGCCCCAAAAAUGAGGCUGCCAUGCAAGUGGCCUACGCUGACCGCGUCCUCAUCAACAAGAGUGACCUCGUGUCUACCGAAACCCUCAAGGACGUGGUUGGACGAGUGCGAACAAUCAACGCUCUAGCCGAAGUUCGUUGCACCAAGCGCUCCGCGGUGGACCUAGCGUGGAUUUUGGACACCGAAUGCUUCUCCUCGGAGCUGGCGGCAGCGGUAGACCCUUCGCUCGCACCGCCUGGGGCUUUGCUAGGCACAGCCCAACAGAACGAAGGCGGCAGAGGCAGUAGCGCAGCGGAUCGAGGGAUCGCUCGAACGGGGUCUCGUCCCGGGGAUGCACAUGUUCAUGCCCGUGACGUUGAGCCGAGAGCGGGGCACACGGAGAGCUUUCACCACCAUGCCGACGGAGAAGCAUGCGAUGAGUGCGCCGCGGUAGAAGGGCCUGGCGGCACGGCUUGCUCUGUGCAUGACCCUUCCGUGACCACCUGCGCGGUAGACUUGCCAGGUUCGUUGGACCUCUCGCGUCUGGAGCGGUGGCUUGGGGGCUUGCUAUGGGACCCACCCCCAGGAGGGACGGAGGUGUAUCGCGUCAAGGGGGUGGUUAGCGUGGAGGGUAGAGGCGAGCGCUUCGUCGUCCAGGGUGUGGCUGACCUGUUCGAGGUGACGCCGGUAGAGGUGAUCGGCAGUGCUUGGCAAGAAGGAGAGGCACGACGGUGCAAAGUGGUGUUCAUCGGGCGGUUGCUGUCCUCGAGGGACCUCGAGCGAGGCAUAAGGUCGUGUAUGGUUCAGGACUAGAGAUCGGUGUUGUUUUUCUUCGCCGGAGAAUGGUAUGCCCUUCACACCAUUUGUUAGCGCGGAGGGACACACACGUGCGUGUUCGUGUUUUCCUUCAAACGUUGAAGCUCGUGCCUGACACGAGCCGAGCUGAUGUUGUUGUCUCCUGGCUUGGUUGGUGAUGCUGGGUAGGCCUUGCAUCGCCGAACCUAGCAAGAACAUUUUGUAUUGCUCCCGUGAAGUGGUCGCGUAAGCCGUAUGGUACUUGGUGUGAAGCGGAUGAGGAAAUGCAUUCGGCAUUCGUGGUGGGUGUCCACGUGUAUUUCUACAGCCAUAGGGCUUCUUGGGGUGAAUCAAGAUUGAUUAAGCGACACCCGAACCCUACCGUAGUCUCGAGUAUGUAAGUGCUAGUGUUGCCUUGCCUGCUUGCUGUGUACAAUAGCAAGUUACACCCACGAGACUCACCAAGAAUUCAUGUUCUGUUCCUGCAACGUAGACGAGGUAUCUAAGUGGAAAUGGUGCAUUGGAGCGCCGUUAAAAAAUGUUUCAGUGUUGACGUGUGUACCCCAUCUAUUCUGACACCAGACUGCGCACAGGUGUCUAUG
Molecule: messenger RNA, 2070 nt
Organism: Ectocarpus sp. CCAP 1310/34
Lineage: Eukaryota; Phaeophyceae; Ectocarpales; Ectocarpaceae
Source: the annotation of a GenBank genome assembly